Trichoderma harzianum CBS 226.95 is the source of this 822-nucleotide messenger RNA. RefSeq lists its product as hypothetical. Lineage: Eukaryota; Fungi; Ascomycota; Sordariomycetes; Hypocreales; Hypocreaceae. The record is from RefSeq and is a predicted model, not a curated record. The transcript has a single exon. The coding region runs from base 1 to 822 and encodes 273 amino acids.
AUGGAACAAUUUCGCGUCCAACUGGGCAACCUCGUGCAAGGAGAGAAUCCCUCCGGUGGCCUUCGCAAUACCUGGCUCGAAGAAGAAGAGGAAGCAGCAUCGCCCCCUGUCCAACGCAGACUAUUUGGAGGAGCGACCACCCCCUCUCGAAAGCGACCAUCGAGUCUUCUCCAAGAGCUCCAGGCUGAAGAUGAGUCGGAGCACGAGGACGCUGGCAGAGUCCGAGGACAGGCGCGAGAGCAGUUCGAAAUGCCGUACAUCUUGGAAGACUGUUGGGAAGUGGCAGGAGAGAAGAUUCGUGUGUCGGUCCUCUACGCGAAUGGACAAGCUCUGCCUCUGCGAGAUACCGAUGUUGCCAAACUUCUUGGCAAAUUCCAUGAGGCAGUUAUCAAGGAGGGCAAGAUGAAUGUUACUCUUGCAAAGUCAAUGGGCAUGCUGGGGAUCCCAGCAGCAGCAAUCCUCCGCAUGGACCCCGCGGUGGUGUAUCUCACUGGCGAAGGGGCCAUCAAGGCAUUAGAUGCCUCUUCGACAUGCAGCAAGCUGGCUCAGCGAUCGGCUGUAAGGAAGCUGAUUAUAGAAGCCGUUGAAUUUUACGACAAGCACGGAUAUACACAGAUAUCGAAGCGCAUGCCAGCAUUAUUCCAAUUGUCCGGACUACCGAGCUUCGCCGAGUCGAAAACCUGCAACAUCAAGCUGACCACAAAUGGCCAGGCAAGUUUCAACGCUCCCAAUGAAAAGGGAGACGUCCCGGUCCAUCAAGUAGGACCACCAAGCGAGGGAGAGAACAAUGGCGAAAGCAGCGACGAUACCUCAGAUGACUAG